Molecule: messenger RNA, 2455 nt
Organism: Cuscuta epithymum
Lineage: Eukaryota; Viridiplantae; Streptophyta; Magnoliopsida; Solanales; Convolvulaceae
Source: the annotation of a GenBank genome assembly
UCGGGGCAAGUUGAGGUGAGUAACAGACAGAUUAAAGGUAUUCUGGAAAAAACCGUGAAUCCUUCACGUAAGGAUUGGGCUAAUAGGCUGAACGAUGCAUUGUGGGCUUACCGGACAGCCUACAAAACCCCAAUUGGAAUGAGCCCGUACAGGUUAGUUUUUGGUAAACCUUGUCAUUUGCCUGUAGAGUUGGAACACCGAGCCUACUGGGCUAUCAAGGCGCUAAAUUUUGAUCUUAAAGAAGUGGGUGACUUGAGAAAAUUGCAUUUGAAUGAGCUGGAUGAGAUUAGGAAUGAUGCAUACGAGAGUGCGAAAAUUUAUAAAGAACGCACUAAACUUUUUCAUGAUAAAUCCAUUUUGAGGAGAGAUUUUAAACCUGGAAUGGAGGUGUUGUUAUAUGACUCUCGUUUGAGGCUUUUUCCAGGGAAGUUAAAAUCUAGGUGGACUGGACCGUUUUUGAUUCGCCAAGUUUUUUCCCAUGGUGCAAUUGAACUUGAAAAUCCGAAAUCUGGGAAUGUUUUUAAGGUGAACGGUCAACGAGUGAAGCGAUAUUUGAAAAGUGAAGAUGUAGUCGAGCAAGUUGAGUGUCUUGAGCUUCGGGAAUACCGUUGCUCAUGUUGUGUCUAGUCACAGUUUCUAAAAAAAAAAACUUUUAUUCUGUUUCCCCCUUCCCCAUUCUUUUCUUUUCUUUCUUUGUUUCUUAGUUUUGCAGGUUACUUCUCAAGUUGUUAAAGUUUUAGUUUGAAGCGCUUUCAGGGAGUAUUUCUUUUCCUUUGUCUUUUUAUUAUUUCUCCAUUGAGGACAAUGUUUGAGAUAGGUGUGGGGGAGGAGUAACAGUCACUUUUUAGUUCUAUUUUAGUUUCAGAAUCACCAAAAAAAAAAAAACAGAAAACUGCUUUUAAAAAAAAAAUGUUUUCCUUGCUUGGAGUUGAGGAGAAUUUAAUUUCAGGAUAACUUUUUUGGCUUCAAGUUGUGAAAAGUUCCCUUUCAGUGGUAUGUGGUCUGAUUGGUUGGUUCCAUGCUAGGUUCCUCUUGAAUUUGAUUGAGUCCUUCACAUUGUUUUACUUGGAGUCAAUUUCUUAGCUUCUCGUGUCAUUAACAUUGAUGUAUUUUUCAAUUCUUUAUGACCUCUUAGGAUGCAUCUCUAACGUUCUUAGAAAGUGUGAAUCCUUUGUCUUUUAGUUAGCAUAAUAGAACUUGUCUUGUUGCUCUUUUGGAAGCUAAGUUAUUGUGCAAACUGAUUCAGAUAUGAUCUAGGCCAUUUUUCAUAGCCCCAAACCUUUAAGCCUACCCUUUUGUUUAUUUGUAUUUUCGCUUGCUACCCCUUUGAGCCUAAUAUGUCUUAAAGCAUUCUAACGUGCUUUUGACUAGUAAUUCUUUCUAAUUACCCAUCAAUGAUGACCCGAGCCCAAAUAGCCAAAAUGUAUCCCACACCCUUGAGUUGACAUUUUCUUAUACUUAAAUUGUGACUUAAAAGAGUUUAUCUUUUUGGAGCAUUUUUCUUUGUUAUCCCCGGCAGUUUGUAUAGAUUCAAUGUUGUUGGUGCUGAUUCUUGUGAGCAGUGAGUGAAUUGAAGGUUUGAAAAGUCCAAAAAAAAAAUAGAAAAAAAAAAGAAGAAGAAAAAAGUCAAAAAAAAAAAAAAACUGAAAAGUUGAAAAGUGAAAAAGUAAAGAAGAAAGAAGUGAGUUGAAGUUGUAUUCUUUGAGCUUCCUAUUUGUAUCCCUUUAUCUAAGAAGCCGGUUUGAUUUUUGUAGUAGUUUAGUUGCUCCCUUUGUCAUUUAUUGAACUCUUCCUAGGAUCAAUUUGGUAUAGAAAAUGUCUCCUCCUUUGUUUGAAUUCCCAUUUCCUUUCUCUCAUUAACCCAUUACCCAUGACCACAUUACAACCCGAAUAAAAGUCCUAAGUGAUCUUGAUCAAGUUUGUGCUUUGAUAAGGUGGAGGGAAGAGCAUAAGAUGACUAUAGAGUGUUGACUAAUUGGCUUAGGACUUCACAUAAUUUCUGUGAGAGUUACUUGAGUGUCUCACUAGGUCAUUUAGAAUUGUAAAAUACAUCUCUAUUAAUGACAUAUGAGUCUAGAUUUUGACUUUGGAGUUGGCAUUGUGGUGGAUACUUGAUUCAAAUUUUUUGGGGAUGUUUUGUCAUGGAGGGGAAUGUUAGUAUGCCUGGUGAGUGAAAGGGGAGUUUGAACACUUGUUGUUGAAUUUGGUUUCUUGAUCUUAAUUUUCCUUGAGGACAAGCAAAAUGCAAGUGUGGGGGAGUUUGAUAAGUUAGAAUUUGUGAUUAAUUUUUAUCACAAUUCUAUACUUAUUAUUUGCCUAAUUGAGAGGUUUUAAUCUUACUUUUAUCUUAAAAUUGAUUUUUACAGGUGAGAAAUUUAAAUGAAGCAAUUGGGCUCAUUGGGGCUCAUUGAAGAGAUGUUAUUUCCAAAUUCAAGAAUGGGCCAGUUCAAAUUUG